GCUACAACAACAAGUCCUCGUCCUCGUCCUCGUCUUCGUCUUCCUCCUCCACCUCGCGCGCUGCAGCAGCAGCAGCGGUGCGCGUGAUGGCGUUCCACUACCAGGACCACGCGCUGGCGAUGGACGCCGCGGCUGCGGCGGCGGAGACGGGCGGCCACCACCACCCUGGGUUCGUCGGGGCGGGAGGAGUUGUGGGGGGAGGAGGAGGAGGAGGGUGGGAGCGGGAGAAGGCCGCCAUCGCGGCGCACCCGCUGUACGAGCGGCUGCUGGAGGCGCACGUCGCGUGCCUCCGCGUCGCCACCCCCGUCGACCAGCUGCCCCGCAUCGACGCGCAGAUUGCGGCGCGCCCCCCGCCGCUGGCCGCCGCCACGGCCGCAGCGGCGGCCGCGGCGGCCGGAGGGGCGCCGUCCGGCGGCGAGGAGCUCGACCUCUUCAUGACCCAUUAUGUAUUGCUCCUUUGUUCGUUCAAGGAACAACUACAGCAACAUGUGCGUGUUCAUGCAAUGGAAGCAGUAAUGGCUUGCUGGGAACUUGAACAAACUUUACAGAGCCUUACAGGGGCAUCUCCUCGUGAAGGUUCUGGAGCAACUAUGUCUGAUGACGAAGACAAUCAGGUUGAUAGUGAGAGCAACAUGUUUGAUGGAAAUGAUGGAUCAGAUGGUAUGGGCUUUGGCCCCUUAAUGCUGACGGAGGGCGAGAGAUCAUUAGUUGAGCGUGUACGGCAAGAGCUGAAACAUGAGCUUAAACAGGGGUACAGAGAAAAGCUUGUGGACAUUAGGGAAGAGAUACUCCGAAAGCGAAGAGCUGGAAAACUCCCAGGAGAUACAGCGUCUACUUUGAAAGCAUGGUGGCAGGCUCACUCUAAAUGGCCAUACCCAACUGAGGAGGACAAGGCUCGCUUGGUGCAGGAAACAGGGUUGCAACUAAAACAGAUCAAUAAUUGGUUUAUCAACCAACGUAAACGGAACUGGCACAGCAAUCCUGCUUCAUCCUCAUCAGACAAAAGCAAGAGAAAAAGAAGCAAUGCAGGUGAUGGCAAGGCCGAGCAAUCUUGGUAGAACGUGGUUGGAGAAGAAGUAUAUAUAUGUAAAUAAUGCAUCCAUUGUGAAGAAUGCCAGUAUAUUUAUUGCUCCCAAGAUGGCGAUUCGGACAGAAGCUUCCUGGGGCUAAUUUAUACGAAAGAAAUUAUGUCAUGUUAUAAUUUUAGUCAUGUGAAGCUAUAGUGCGUAUAUAUAGUGACUUACCAGAGAGUAGUUUUUAUGUUUGCUGUUGGCUAGUGUGCAUUUGUAGUUGGGACGUGCUGGCUGUCUCUCUACAGCUCGGUACAACCAUGUAUUUAUAACGUGUUGUGAAGCAUAUGUUGUAAAAUCGUGGAAUGGGAGUGUUCUGCGAUCCCCAUAUGUUGUUGUAAUGUUGUAUAUUGAUGACCAUGCUGCAACGGCAGCAUGUUUGUAACUCGUUAUAUCCUCAGGCUCUUGUGUUGUUACAAAUUACAGAACUAUAUUGUCUUUAACGAGCAUCUCCUGUUGAAUUAAUAAUAGCCAGACAGUCAGAUUUUUGUUGGA
Messenger RNA from Oryza sativa Japonica Group (Japanese rice), 1565 nucleotides. The record is from RefSeq and is a predicted model, not a curated record. NCBI's taxonomy places the organism in Eukaryota, Viridiplantae, Streptophyta, Magnoliopsida, Poales, Poaceae.